Molecule: messenger RNA, 819 nt
Organism: Trichomonas vaginalis G3
Lineage: Eukaryota; Parabasalia; Trichomonadida; Trichomonadidae
Exons: 1
Coding region: 1-819 (272 amino acids)
Molecular function (GO): protein binding
Source: RefSeq, a predicted model, not a curated record
AUGAAUACAAAAUUACUCAAAGGAACUGCUAGAGUCAUAACUCCCAAGUCUCAGGCAGUGAAUGGAUUGCAUAAGAAACCAAAAACACGCGCAUCAACAACAAUGACUUCCAAAGAUAAAAUUGCUGAAAUGGAAGACCAAAUUAAAAGAUUAGAAGCAAAGCUAGCAAAAACAAAACGAGAAUAUACAUUACUUACAGGAGCGAUGACAAGUUCUUCACAAAGAAGAGACUUAUUUUCGGAUUUUCAAAGUACACUUGACCAAUUCAGUUAUAAAUUGCAAGAACGAUCUAACAGACUAAAGAUGUAUGAGGAAAACGUUAAUACAUUCCGCCAAGAAGAUCAUGAAGAAAAAGACUUGCUUAAUCUCAGAGGAAUUCAAUUUUCAAAUAAAGAAAAUCAGCAGACAGAAUUAAUAAGAGAAAAUACUAAACUAGUUAGCCAAGCGCUUGCUCAAGAGCGAAUUUUACUCAUUUUAAAGAUGAGAUUGAGAUUAUGUCAUGAUCACAGAGAUUUUGAUGAGUUAAGAAGCGUUCUUAAUAAGCUAAUGGGCGGUGGUAAGGAUUUGGAUGAAGAUCAGAUCAUUGUUAAAAAAUAUAAAUCUAUUAUUAAUACAAUUAAACAGCAUAAGCAUGAAGAGAAAAGAAGGAUCCAAGAAUUGCAGCAACCAUAUAACGUAGAAAAAGAAGCUGCAAUUAUUAUACAGAAAACAUUUAGAGGAAAGUUGGAAAGACAAAGAUUACAGAGAGAAAAGGCAGAACAGGCUGCCAGUGCUAAAGAAAACUCAUCAAAACCUAGUACUGCUGGUACUAAUAAGUGA